AUGGAACUGGGUAACUUCAGCGACGCCGGCCGGCUGGGCUCCUGCUUCCGGGGAUGCAACAUCAGCGACGACCUCCGAGGCUACCUCACCUCGCCGUGGUUCUCCACCACCUUCGGCCUCAUCGGCCUCUGCUCCAACCUCUUCGCCUUCUGCGUGCUGGUCAACUCCUCGCGGAAGAUGCACAGCCGGGCCCGGUCCUCCUUCCUGGUCUUCCUCUGUGGCCUGGUGGUGACGGACUUCAUGGGCCUCCUCGUCACCUUCAGCAUCGUGGUCCCUUACCACUUCGCCAAGUUCGAGUGGAGGCACGUGGACCCCGGGUGCCACCUCUGCAACUUCAUGGGCCUCGCCAUGGUCUUCUUCGGGCAGUGCCCGCUCCUGCUGGGCGCCACCAUGGCCGGGGAGCGCUUCCUCGGCAUCUACCGGCCCUUCUCCCGCUCCGUCAACAUGUCGAAACGUCGGGCCUGGAUCCUGGUGUGCAUGGUGUGGGGCCUGGGGUUUUUCCUGGGCCUGCUGCCCAUCUUCGGCCUGGGGGAAUACAGCCUACAGUUCCCCAACUCCUGGUGCUUCCUCACGCUGCGCCACGACCCCAGGAACGUGGCCUUCUCUCUCAUCUUCGCCCUGCUGGGCAUCUUCUGCGUGGUCCUCUCUUUCUUCCUCAACACGUUCAGCGUCGUCACCCUCUGCCGGAUCUACCACGACUCUGAGUCGGUCCAACGGCGGAGGGACAGCGAAGUGGAGAUGAUGGCCCAGUUGCUGGGGAUCAUGGUCGUCGCCAGCGUCUCCUGGCUCCCCCUGCUGAUCUUCAUCACACGGACGGCUUUUCAGAACUUCCCUGAUGUCAAUCGGAUCCCCCGAGAGACCGAGGAGUGGCUGCUCAUCUUCUUGCGGCUGGCCACCUGGAAUCAGAUCCUCGAUCCCUGGGUCUACAUCCUGAUCCGCCGGGCGGUGCUGAGGCGGAUCUACCCCAGCCUCAAAACCCGCCCCUCCAUCGUCUCUCUAUACCCUGUCCUCAACCCCUCACUGCAGCGGAAAUUUACCCAGGACUCUGUACUCCAAUAA
Molecule: messenger RNA, 1059 nt
Organism: Euleptes europaea (tarantolino)
Lineage: Eukaryota; Metazoa; Chordata; Lepidosauria; Squamata; Sphaerodactylidae
Gene: TBXA2R
Product: thromboxane A2 receptor
Exons: 2
Coding region: 1-1059 (352 amino acids)
Biological process (GO): positive regulation of cytosolic calcium ion concentration; inflammatory response; adenylate cyclase-activating G protein-coupled receptor signaling pathway
Cellular component (GO): plasma membrane
Molecular function (GO): thromboxane A2 receptor activity
Source: RefSeq, a predicted model, not a curated record